UUUGACAGUUUAGUUGCAGUUUGCAUUUGACGUGUUAUUCAAAAUUUAUAACUAAUUUAUUUACUCUCUUUUUGUAACAAAAGUCGUUACGUCUACUUACCUGUCUCGCAAAAUGUUUGCUUUAUCUUUUUCACAUGGUUAACUUAAAAUGGAGCAACCCUACGAAGACUCACCGUCUUUCAGCGAAGAAGCGGCUAGUUUCGCUGAUAACCUCGAAACUCCCUUACCUGGCGACUUCUACGCCGUCUUCAUCCCACAAGACGUUCGCCAGAAAGGCACCCAAGCAUGCGACUGCAUCUUCAAGGACAAAGUCGAAGCCAUGAAGAUGGUGAAGAAGACGAAGAAAGCUCGCUUCAAACAUUUCGAAUUUUUGCCUGAAGCGUUGAAAUUCGCAAGUGUGGGCGUUGUGGAGGCUCCGAAUUCUCCACUCGUUAACGAAUCGGUCAAAAGUUUAAAUUCGCAGAUUGUUAACGAAAGACUGAGCCCUUUCAAGGGCCCCAAACCUCAGGAUCUCGUCAAGUUGCGCAAGGCUAUUGAGACGGGGGAUGUGGACACGUUCAGACAAGCGGUCUGGGAGAACCCCAGAUAUCUAGUCAGCAGUGGAGACACCCCGUCCAUCCUCCAGGAAGGUUUUCGUUACAACGCGCUUCACGUAGCGGCGAAAGCGAAAAACGGAGUCUUGGCCGAACUUAUCUUGAGCACCAUUUCGAAUCCGGAAUUUGUCAAACUCUUAUAUGGUGAUGACGCUAAUGAAAAUGUUGAAACUCGCAUUCAGGUCUUGCUAGACUUGUAUCUAAAUACUCCUGACAAGGGUCUCAACGAGACACCACUCCAUUUCGCUUCCAAAUUCGGUGCGCUGGACGUCGUCGAAGUCUUGGUUUCGUUUCCCGAGUGUGAUAAAAAAUUAAAAAAUAAAUACGGACAAACUCCAGACAUGAUUAUUUGUGAUCGUUGCGACAAUAUUGAAGCGUCGACUGUUAUUAAAAAGAAAAUUGCUUUGCAUUUAGAAAACUCGUAUUACGUUCCUGUGCUUCGAGCGGAGGAUAACUCCGUGGCACCACUGAUUGGUGAACCGUUUUCGCCUGGACGAUCACCGGUCGUCAAUAAGGACCCUUUGAGUCCACGAUUAGAGAUUCACGCCUUUGCUGGACCAAUGAACAAAGAAGGGGCGGAGCAAUUCCGUAAAGUGUGGAAGACUCCACCCCGGACAAGUACACCAAUCAAGAAACGCCACGAUGAUUCUUUUGAUUCGGUGUUUUCUUUGCGGUACACAGACCCAUCGAAAGGUUUGGAGCGAUUAGGUCAGAAAUUGGCCAAUAAAUUUGACGUUAAUUGGAAAGAGUAUUGGUCGUUUUUGGAUUGUUUCGUUGAUAUUGCGUCCAAUGAAGGUUUAGCUUUGGUGGAGAAUUAUCUAUUGGCGAAAGUCAUAUCAAUGGAUAAGUCAUACUUAUCACCGGAUUCGCCGGAGGAAAUGACGAAAAAAUCCUUAAGUACGAUCGCGGAUUUGUGUUUGCAAAUGCAGAAUUGUAACAUUAAUGAAAGUUGCGAGGAAAAGUCCGGUUUUAAUUCGUUUUUAUGUGUUGAAAAGGCUUGUAACGUUUUUGCGAAUCGAAUCGCGAGUGAGAUUUAUCAUCGGAUAUUUGAUGAUUUUUCAUUGCAAGUUUCCCUUCUCGAAAUGCAAACAAAACAAGUCGAAUUAUUGAUUUUAAGUUAUUUAGACGAUUACCGUUUUAACAAAAUUAAUUUCUCUCAAUUGCAUCCCCGGUUAGGUCUGUUGACAAGUCAGAAAAUGUGCUAUUUUAUCGAAAAAUCAUCGCGAAAUAAUUACAUCCAAAACAUUAACAAAUUCGUAACCGAGUGUGUGAAAGCGUUCGAUUGUUUUUCAUCCGACGAUGAGGGGAAUUACCCGAAAGACAACAAGCCGACAUCAUCAAAAAAACAAUUGAUCUGUUUGAUGCAAAACAUUUUAAAUAAUUUUAAUCAAGACACUGAGCCGUGUCACGAAUUGGACGAAGAACAAGUAUGCCGAGACGCUUGGAUCAAAACAAAAGAGUGUACGUGCGUUUUCCAUUUCAAAAAGUCGCGAAAAACUCUCGGGUUGAGUCGGAAUAACAGCGCGAGGCACUCACGUAUGAAGACAGCAAAGAAACUGUUUUUUGAACGGAUUGAUGUGGAAACUUCAUCAUCGGAUGAUGAUUUCUACACGCCACCUGAAAGCCCGAGCAAAAUUUAUGAUUCGGACAAUGAAGCAGAUUUUAGUGAUGUUCCUCUGACCGUCGAAGUGUUUAUUGAAGGGACGCAGCCGACUAAGAUUGACAACGCCCUCUAUAAAGCUUUAAAAUUAUCAGAUUGUUGUAUAACUCCGGGAAAAUACCCGAAUAUUUACAGGUGGUUCCAUAAUGUUGGGCUUUAUUCAGAGGCGGAGCGUGAGAGUUGGCCCCGGUCGAAGAUCAACACUCCGCCUCACUCGUCAUUAGCCACGCCUCCGCGCUACGCCUCCUCGAAAGUAACGUUCCAAUCGCCUUCUUCCAGUUCGUGGCUCCGGAUCACUGGUGCGAAUUCACCUCGAGCAAGUCUUCAAAAAUUAAACUAAGAAGAAAUAUUUUUAUUUGUGCCUAAACUAAUUAAGUGUCAAUUUCAUAGUUAUGUAUUAUAUUUUGUACAAACGUUUCUAUUUUGUUAACUGUUUCACUGAAUGAGAAAUAAACUAUUUUGUAACUAG
Messenger RNA from Tribolium madens (black flour beetle), 2722 nucleotides. It is a transcript of the gene Ankle2, whose product is annotated as ankyrin repeat and LEM domain-containing protein 2. The record is from RefSeq and is a predicted model, not a curated record. The coding region runs from base 149 to 2593 and encodes 814 amino acids. The transcript has 6 exons. Gene Ontology annotation, cellular component: endoplasmic reticulum. Gene Ontology annotation, biological process: negative regulation of phosphorylation. Gene Ontology annotation, molecular function: protein phosphatase 2A binding. NCBI's taxonomy places the organism in Eukaryota, Metazoa, Arthropoda, Insecta, Coleoptera, Tenebrionidae.